UCGCCUCGGACUGCCACGAAAAACAUCAGCCUCCGGCGGACAUCGGCGUCAACAUGUCUGUGGCUAUAAGUGGCAGCCAAACAAAAAUUCCCACGGCACGUCGAGCGUCUCAGGCGAAACCCAAAAUUGCUGAGCGAGUGUGUUGCUCCGAGGGCCUCUUGCCCGAAAACUACGUCGAGCUGUUCACAAAGAUCGCGGGGAAGUUCGAGCUCUGCCUAGACGAAAACGACAAAGUGGUCGCCAGCCUGGCGACCAUCGAAGUCUCAGAGGACACCGUCUACUUAGGCCUUAUGAGCAUGAGCCGGCCGGACAGCUGGCCGUACGUCUACCAGCUCUGCAAGGACACGGUCGAGAAGCACGCCGACAAGAACGUGUUUGCGCGCGUCACGGAGGAGAUGGAGCGAGCCUGCAAGAUCACCGACGUGCUGCCCGUCCGCUCGCCCUGGAUGCUCGUGAAGACGGUGGCCAAGGUGAUAGAGCCCUGCAGACUUGUCUACCGCAUCCCAGGAGUCACAACGCAACCGAUGACGCCGCAGAACCUGAAGGAAGGGGCUCUUUACGAUGAGCAAGUCAUGAAGAGCCAGCGAGACGACUACCUCUCGGCGUUGACCUCCGACAAGGGCUCCUUCAGCCGGGUGGCUUAUGAAAAAGGCGCCGUGUGUGGCCUCCUGGUGGCGCAGCGACUACACGAUGGCUCCGCGAUCGCCACGCACCUGGUGGCGGACGACAAGCACGUGGCCAAGAUGCUUCUGCUGGAGGCGCAGAAUAACUUCCCACCGGCUGCGCACAAGGGCUUCGUGCUCGUCGUGCCGCUCAUGGAGGAAGGCGAUAAGCACGGCUCCUACAAUUUCGCCGAGGACCUACAGCUGGUCGGGGACAGGGAGUCCUGCUUGCUCUUCAGCCGCUCCGCACUGCCUAUUGCGUACAAGAAGAUCUACUCUCUGGGAGACUUCGUCUGAUCAGCGUCUGUGUGCGCCAGCGGCCUUGAAAUAAAAAAAGUUCGGCAGCA
Dermacentor albipictus is the source of this 1009-nucleotide messenger RNA. RefSeq lists its product as uncharacterized. NCBI's taxonomy places the organism in Eukaryota, Metazoa, Arthropoda, Arachnida, Ixodida, Ixodidae. The record is from RefSeq and is a predicted model, not a curated record.